Pocillopora meandrina is the source of this 2516-nucleotide messenger RNA. The record is from the annotation of a GenBank genome assembly. Lineage: Eukaryota; Metazoa; Cnidaria; Anthozoa; Scleractinia; Pocilloporidae.
AUGUUGUCUAAAUUUAAGGUUAAGUCCGUCGGCGGUGGGAGUUUUCAAACUCAUUUUUAUCACAAUCGAGAACAGAGUUGCGCGCUGGUACAGACACAGCCAUCUCUUAUAGAAGUUUAUGAGGCCGAAAUAAGACGUCUUCGGGAAGAGAAUUGCAAUUUGAAAAUUCAGCACAACACCAUGGCAAAUCAGCUGAAUGAAGUCUUAGCUCAGCUUCAACAAGCAAAUGCUGAAAAACUACUGCAAAAGCAGAGAAUUAUUGGGACUAAAAAUGUUUUUUAUAAUACCAAAAAGGACUUCUGGCAAUUAACUCCGGCAGCCAGAAAUAACAAGAAAAGAAAAGUCAGGCAACUUGUGGCUCAAUCGGUGGAAGGACUGAAGGAGUUUGAGCCCAUCGAGGUACGUAACAAUUUUACCUUUUCGUAAAAACUAGAACUUAGACAUUGACCAACAGCAAAGUCGCGAAAAAAAAUCAUACGUCUAUGUGGCGAUCAAUCUAUUUAUCUAGCUAUGUUCAUAUGAAAACAAAUUUUAAAGGGAAACCCCCGUCUUCUUCAGAUUAAGUUCACUGUACAAGGACGUGAAGUUGUCAUUCCACUUGGACACGAUGCUGGUGACGAGAAAGAUAACUCCACUUGUCGGACGACGCAGCAUGUACUUGUGGCGAAAGAUGAAGGCUUGAUUUCAGACGAGGCAUACCAUGAGUUGAGGAUGGCCUUACCAGACGAGGAAAGAGAGAUUCUUCCGCCAAUCAGUGUUCUGAAACAGGAGAGGAACAGGCAAAAUGGCAUCAUUGCCUUGUAUUCAAUACCAGAGGUCAGUGAAAACAAAUGUAACUUAUUUUAACUACAUGUACCUAACUACCAAAGCCAAGCGAGACUAAAUUGAAUAAAAUCUGACUAGUGUGGAAAUCACAAAGAUUCAAUUACAAAGAAAAAAUAAUAGUUGUAAUCUCAGACUUAAAGUUAGGUGCAUAUCACGAGAAUGAAAAAUUAAUACUUCAUUCUAAUUUACCACAGGCUAAAAAAGGAGAUGGGGUAAGACGCGAUAUAAAGGCAAUUUUGAGUCAGCUGCUGUCCAUCCAAAGUAUAAAGAACACUGUGCAAGCCAAUGGCAACGAACUCCGCCUGCGCUUUGCUGCUGAUGGAAGACGCACCAGCAAUAAAAUUGGCACUGUAAUGGCUGUGUUUAAUAUUCUCAAUGAACAAAGGCAUGACUGUGACCACCAGUACCCCAUCGCUCUGUAUAAUGGUGAGAUUUUAAAAUCCUGCAGUUUCAUAAAGAAUGCUAGCUUUUUAAGAGACGCUGAAAGUUAAAUAUUGUAAAUUUAUAUCUCUACAGGAAAGGAGGAUUAUUUAGAGGUGAAAAAUUGUCUUGGGCCUGUGUUUGCACAAGUUAAUGACCUUCAACAAAAUGGUAUUGAGGUGGACGGAAUACACUACAAAGUGAUAUGGUAAAUGAAUUAUUUCAUGUCAAAAAAUAAAUUGUUUUUUAAUGAAUUACUAGAGAUAAUGUAAAUAUUCUAGCUAUGAAUAUAAUUUAUUAUAUGUCUGAGUAGAGGAUAGGUGCACUGUGAAUUAGGAUCCAUUGAACUUGAAACAAGAGAUGGUUUACUCAAUGAAGCAUUUUUCAUUUUAUUUUCCUAAGGUACUGCUGCUCAGACUGGAAAUUUCUCGCCAUGGCUUAUGGACUAAAUGCUGCCACUGGAAAAUAUUUUUGCAUAUGGUGCUACUGCACAAAAGCAAAAAUUUGUGAUUUCUCAAGUAAGUCUGCAUCUAAUAUACUCAAUUAUGGUUUAAAAGAUAAAUUUUGUAGGCAAUAUAAAUACAAAAUGCAAUGUUUACUUGGCAUUUUCCUCAUCAAAAUUCUGCUUUUUAAUUUUUUUUUAGUACACGACUGGCCAAUUGAGAGGAAUCUUCAACAAUGUAUGAAGAACAGUGCAGAAAAAACCACUGAUGGAAGGAAAGGCUCAAUUCAUGAGCCAUUAAUCUCAAUUCCAUUCACCCAAGUUAUUGUCGACACUCUUCAUCUUUUUCUUAGGAUCAUGGGGCUUCUCUUUCACCAAGUAAAUACACAUUUUCACAUUAAUACUAAUGACUUAAUUGAGUAAGGUCCUUUGUACUCAUGAGAAAAUUAGUCAGAAGACCUUUAUCUCUGGUGAAUCUUUAAAUUUGUCUUAGAUGUUUUUAAGAUUAUUUUAUGGACAAUAGAGUAGUAGUAGUACUAGUAGUAGUAGUAGUAGAGAAAAGGCCAUACAAUUAACAUUAAACUGUGUGAAACCAAACAAAAUCUAAAACAAAAAACGAAAACAAGCAAAAAACCAUUGUGACAUAUACUGUAUCUCUAAAUCUGCAUUACAGGUAAUUGAGUUUGUAAUCAACAAAAAGAGGAUGGAUAUUCUAGAGAAGGAGCUAGAAAACAUUGGUGUCCCAUUUAAGUUUUUCCAAGUACAAUGUGAGGAUGGGUCAUCUCAAACACAGUGGACUAGACUGGAUGGUAAGAAUGCUCAUUGCUAA